Acaulospora morrowiae is the source of this 328-nucleotide messenger RNA. The record is from the annotation of a GenBank genome assembly. NCBI's taxonomy places the organism in Eukaryota, Fungi, Glomeromycota, Glomeromycetes, Diversisporales, Acaulosporaceae.
AUGACCGAUUUCAACAAUAUAAUCGAAUACUCAGAUGAGAUGAUGAAGAAACAUUUGAUAUUUUUAGAUGAUCUGAGACUCGCGCGCAAGAAUAAAGAGAAGAUUGGAUUUUUGCUGAAUGCAUAUAAACUUGUUGAUGAAUCAUUGUAUAAAGAUAGAAGUGAAGUUCAGGAACAAUUUGAUCGCGUUGAUAUCGAGUUAAGAGAGUUAGAGUUAAAGAAUUCAGCAAUUGAAAAAAAUACUAUGUUUACCACAUUUUGUAUUUUGAUUGAUGAUGACAAAAAUGUAUGGAUGAAUCUUCACGAUGACGAAUAUUGGGUCCAAGAUG